GUCGCUGUUCGCCUGCCAGGCCAGCCAGCUCGCCUCGGGCUCCGGGAGAGGAGCGUCGCUUCCCGGCCGCACGCUGCACAACCUCCGCUCCGGAAGCCUCCUCCGGCGUCAGCCCGUUGUCGUCGCCGGCGUCCGCGGGUGAGCCAGCCCUGGCGGCGGCGGUGGCGGUGGCGGCGGGUCCAGUGCGAGGACCGAUCGCCAUGGACCCCCAAGCCGCGACGGAGGCUGCGGCCCCGGCCCCGGCGGCUCCGGCGGCCGCCCUGGACGGGCGGCUCGCCUCGCUCGGAGCCGACGGCGGCGAGUCCGAAUCUGGCGCCGGCUCGGAGGACACCUCGGCGGGAUGCUGCAGCGACACGUUCAGCAGCCUGCCCGACAUCGAGCAAGAGAGCUUGGAGGACAAGCUGAGGGGGCUGGCGUUUCGGAAACAGACGUCCUAUCGGAAAGCCAUCUCCCGCUCGGGCCUGCAGCACCUGGGCCCGCCGCAGGGCGCCCUGCCCGCCGCCUCCAACGGGCCCGGCAAGGAGCCUCGCACCUGCAUGGACUGGACGGAGAACGCAGUGAACGGCGACCACCUGUGGAUGGAGACCAGCUGCUCGGGCGAGCUGUGCUACCUGGGAGAGGACGCCUGCCUCGUCAAGGCCGCGAAGUCUGCGCCCAGGAGGAAGUGCGCCGCCUGCAAGAUCGUCGUCCACGCCGGCUGCAUGGAGCCGCUCGAGAAGAUCAACUUCAGGUGCAAGCCGACGUUCAGGGAGGCGGCAUCGCGCUGCCUGAGAGACCAGAACCUGCUGAGGCAUCAUUGGGUGCACCGGCGGAGGCAGGAGGGGAAGUGCAAACAGUGCGGCAAGGUGGCUGGCAAAAUGGCGACGCCUUCUCGUCCCGGCGGCGUGAGCGCCAUCUAUUUUCUGGCCCUGUGUGUUUUUCCGCAGAGCUUUCAGCAGAAGUUUUUCCACAGCAAAGAAAUCAUCGCCAUCAGCUGUUCCUGGUGCAAACAGGCGUUCCACAACAAGGUGACGUGCUUCAUGCUGCGGCAGAUCGAGGAGCCGUGCUCGCUGGGGGCGCACGCCGGCGUCAUCGUGCCUCCGUCGUGGAUCAUCAAAGUCAGGAAACCGCAGAACUCGCUCAAGAACUCGGCCAGGAGGAAAAAGCGCACGUCUUUCAAGCGCCGGACGAGCAAGAAGGGCGCCGACGAGUCCAAAUGGCGACCGUUCAUGCUGAAGCCGCUGCCCUCGCCGCUCAUGAAGCCCAUCCUGGUCUUCGUCAACCCCAAGAGCGGCGGCAACCAGGGCGCCAAACUGCUCCAGAUGUUCAUGUGGAUCUUGAACCCGCGGCAAGUCUUCGACCUGUCGCAGGGUGGCCUUCGAGAGGCGUUGGAUCUGUAUCGGAAAGUGCCAAACUUGAGGAUCCUGGCGUGCGGCGGAGACGGCACGGUGGGCUGGAUCCUGUCCACGCUGGACGAGCUGCAGAUGAACCCGCAGCCUCCGGUGGCCGUCCUUCCUCUGGGAACAGGAAAUGACCUCGCCAGGACGCUCAACUGGGGCGGGGGCUACACGGAUGAACCCGUGUCCAAGGUCCUGGGCCACGUGGAGGACGGCUCGGUGGUGCAGCUGGACAGGUGGAACCUGCAGGUGGAGACCAGCGGCGGCGAGCGGCCGCCCGAGGACGCCGCCCAGAAGCUGCCGCUGAACGUCUUCAACAACUACUUCAGCCUGGGCUUCGACGCUCACGUCACGCUAGAGUUCCACGAGUCCAGAGAGGCCAACCCCGAAAAGUUCAACAGUCGCUUCCGCAACAAGAUGUUCUAUGCGGGAGCCGCCUUCUCCGAUUUCCUCCAGAGAAGCUCGAGGGACUUGUCCAAGCAUGUCCGAGUGGUGUGCGACGGCACCGACUUGACUCCGAAGAUCCAGGAUUUGAAAUUCCAGUGCAUCGUGUUCCUCAACAUUCCCAGGUACUGCGCGGGGACCGUGCCGUGGGGGAACACCGGCGACCACCGCGACUUUGAGCCGCAGCGCCACGACGACGGCUGCAUCGAGGUCAUCGGCUUCACCAUGGCCUCGCUGGCGGCGCUGCAGGUGGGCGGGCAUGGCGAGAGGCUGCACCAGUGCCGAGAGGUGGUCCUCACCACGUUCAAGACGGUGCCGGUUCAGGUGGACGGCGAGCCGUGCCGACUGGCGCCGUCCACGCUGCGCAUCUCGCUGCGCAACCAGGCCAACAUGGUCCAGAAGAGCAAGCGGCGAACUUCGGUGCCCCUGCUCAACGAUAUUCAGAAGGUGUGUGCAGCUGAUCUGCGCCGCCUCUCUGCUCCCCCCGACUCCUUCUCUGUCCCUCACGCCGUCCCCGAGCGACUUCGGCUGCGGGUCAACCGGAUCUGCCUGCAUGAGUACGACCGGCUGCAGUACGACAAAGAACGGCUCCGGGACAUCUCGGUCCCGGUGGGCAUCGUGGUGGUGAGGGGCGACUGCGACUUGGAGACGUGCAGACUCUACAUUGACAGACUGCAAGAGGACUUGCACCAGGCGCCCCCUCUUGGCCACAGAGUGCAUUACCAGGAUGAAAGCCGGGGGAUGCUCAGGACCACCUCGGCCAGCAGACUCUCUUCCAGCUGGAGCUUCUUGGAUUCCACAUCAGCCGAUCGCUUCUAUCGCAUCGACAAAGCUCAGGAGCACCUUCACUUUGUCACGGAAAUUUGCCAGGAGGAGGUGUUCAUCCUGGACCACGAGGGCCCCGCGGGGGCCCAGGCGUCGUCGGCCGGGAUGCCCGACCUGGUCGUGGAGCCCAACGUUGGUGCGCCUUUGACUCCCGAGGAACAAGCGCUGUUGACGGCCGCCAGCUCGGGCGAUCUCUCCAUGUUGUCGGAGUGCGUUCAUCACGGCGUCAGCCUGCUGGUGCGAGACGCCGCCGGUUGCUCGGCGCUGCAUAAAGCCUCGCAGAAAGGCCACGCCAAGUUGGUCGUCUUCAUCCUCCAGCGGGGAUCCAAAGUGCUUCUUGACCUGCCAGACAGAGAAAAAGGGGACACUGCCUUGCACAAAGCCGCCUUGGAGAAGCAGCACGCUGUGUGUCGACUGCUGGUGGAGGCCGGUGCGUCGCUUCAGAAAACCAACUUUCAGGGGAAGACGCCAGUGGAGCAAGCGGCGGGCGACUUGGAGCUGACCUCCUACCUGAGCAGCCAAAAAACACCUUCGGCCCCCCACGAGGACUUGGAGACGGCGGUGUGACGCACGGGCACAUUUUUUCACACGUGGGCGGUGGCGAAGGGCUGCGUCCGAAAGCGAACACUCGCAGCUCAGACGCCAGCAGUGUAGACGGUGGCGUACGGCCCGCCUAUUUAUUUUGUAUUUAUUUAUUGAGAUUUGUAUUUAUUCUGGCCGGACGGUUGGUUGCGAUGGUUGCGGUGGACCUGCAUCUCAUCAUGAGUUCCGAGCGGAACUGAGUGCAAAAAGUCUGUCUCAAGAGUCGGCGCAUUGAAGUGUUUCCACCCAUCCGAGCCUUUGUGCCAAAGACCGGGAGAGACAUUUGAUUUGGAUUUCUUUGACCGAUAUGCACAUGACGAUGGCUGCUGUGUGACUGUGUUUGUGGGCGAGGCCUGUUCGAACCUACACCUUCGUCAAUCGAAUAGAAACUUUAUAUUCCAUUUAUUCUCACUACCGUUGGUUGUGCAUGGCCUUUUCUGACCUCACCAUUGAUUACUUUCCAGUAUUGGCAGACACAUGCAUUAUUAUGAUUAUUAUUAUUAUUAUGAUGGUUAUUGUUUCAACUCUUAAAUUAUUCUUCGGAGUGUUUAAUGCCUGGUUUUCGUCCGGGGUUGUUUUUGUAUCGCUGCUGAAGAUGACUUGCAGUGUUUUGUUUGGGUUUUAUUUGGAAAGAGAAGCUUUCUGUCUCUUCUGCUUCUUUGGUUGGAUUGCAUGUUUCCACUCUUUCCACGGUCACAAUCAUCCACACUUAUUUCUGCUUUCUGGUCCCGGGAUUCAAAAUGUUCACAGACUAUGAACACUUUACAUUUUAAAUAAAAAGAUACGCUGAUCUUUGCUGAA
Messenger RNA from Hippocampus comes (tiger tail seahorse), 4028 nucleotides. It is a transcript of the gene dgki, whose product is annotated as diacylglycerol kinase, iota. The transcript has 33 exons. Lineage: Eukaryota; Metazoa; Chordata; Actinopteri; Syngnathiformes; Syngnathidae. The coding region runs from base 201 to 3212 and encodes 1003 amino acids. Gene Ontology annotation, cellular component: glutamatergic synapse; plasma membrane. Gene Ontology annotation, biological process: phospholipase C-activating G protein-coupled receptor signaling pathway. The record is from RefSeq and is a predicted model, not a curated record. Gene Ontology annotation, molecular function: protein binding; ATP-dependent diacylglycerol kinase activity.